Messenger RNA from Anthonomus grandis grandis, 1220 nucleotides. It is a transcript of the gene kri, whose product is annotated as uracil phosphoribosyltransferase homolog. NCBI's taxonomy places the organism in Eukaryota, Metazoa, Arthropoda, Insecta, Coleoptera, Curculionidae. The coding region runs from base 256 to 945 and encodes 229 amino acids. The record is from RefSeq and is a predicted model, not a curated record. The transcript has 5 exons.
GACACUUCCUGUAAACUAUUUGGUUAGCCAAGUUUCCUUUUACAAUUUAAAUAAAUAUUUACAAUUGUGAUACUUUAAAACCCUGGUAAUUAACACUGUUGUUGAAUCUUUGGUACUGGCCCAUUAUUCGAACAAACACAAUCCUUAGAUAUAUCAAGGUUUACUUACCAAGAAUUUUGACAUAACCUAGAAUCAGUUGUAGUUAAAAAAACUAAUUAUUAAAACUUAUUUGUGGCCUCUCUGUAUAAAAUCCAAAUGGCAAACGCUCUAUUUGACCUAAGUCAUUGCAAUGGAACCGAUUAUUGCAAAGAGUAUGUAAAUUUAAAAGUUUUACCUGCUAACGAUCAGAUUAAGGAACUACAAACCAUAUUAAGAGACAAAUCAUAUUUACAUUAUUUCAGAAAUACUUCUAGAAGUGAUUUUAAAUUUUAUGCAGACCGUUUAAUUCGAUUGGUCAUAGAAGAGAGCCUAAACCAGCUACCUUUCACUGAAUGUAACGUAAUUACACCCACAAAUGCCACUUACAAUGGUUUGAAAUAUAAAUCAGGCAACUGUGGAGUUUCAAUAGUAAGAUCGGGUGAAUCAAUGGAGCAAGGAUUAAGGGACUGUUGUCGCAGUAUUAGAAUAGGAAAAAUCCUUGUAGAGUCCGAUGCGGACACACACGAGGCCCGGGUGGUUUAUGCCAGGUUUCCAGAAGAUAUUGCCAGAAGACAUGUUUUAUUGAUGUAUCCUAUAAUGUCCACGGGGAAUACUGUUAGUAAGGCUGUUAAUGUUUUAAAGGAGCAUGGGGUUAAGGAAGACUCAAUAAUUUUGAGUAAUUUGUUUUGUACACCACAAGCAGUUCAGACAAUUUUGGAUUCUUAUCCUAGAAUGAAAAUGUUGACGUCAGAAGUCCAUCCAGUAGCCCCAAACCAUUUCGGGCAAAAAUACUUUGGCACUGAUUAAUGUCUAUUUUCUACGUAAGACUGACUAUGGUGGAUGCUAUUCGUAAGCCCAACUCCCUUUAUUUAUUUUAUAUGUAUAAGCUUUAAACAAAUUUGCCUUAAAACAUUGCAAAAAAUAGUGGUCGCUUUAAUUCACAAGAUGGCGUGAACAAUAUAACGGUUAUUUUGUUACUUUUAUAAUUGUAAUAACAAUACAACGUUUUAAAUAUACUGUGAUGGACUUAAUUGUGUGUAACCUAUAUAUAAUAUUGGGUAUUUAUUAAAAUGAUUUGUGUU